This is a messenger RNA of Branchiostoma floridae (Florida lancelet), 1237 nucleotides long. RefSeq lists its product as uncharacterized. NCBI's taxonomy places the organism in Eukaryota, Metazoa, Chordata, Leptocardii, Amphioxiformes, Branchiostomatidae. The transcript has 3 exons. The record is from RefSeq and is a predicted model, not a curated record. The coding region runs from base 13 to 555 and encodes 180 amino acids.
CAUAUAUUUCUUAUGCAGGUACAAGGAAUAUCUGGGAAGAUGUCUGAUCUGAAACUGAUUAUAGUAGCGAUCUUGGCCUUUGCCUUCAUUGCUUCUGGUCAAAGAAGGCAGGUAGUCAAAGAUGCCGGGGCUUCAGGUGCUGAAGACAUGGACGAAGAGGCAAUGGAGAUGCUCAACAAGAUGUUCGACGAAAUAGUGUCAACUGAAGAAGACAGCGAGCACACCUCCGAGACUACUUCGGGUGGAGAAGCAACAGAGGAAGAGACUAGGUCCCUUGGUACCUCCUUGCAAGGAAAGCAUAAGUUUCAGAACCGUGAGAAACACUUGAAGACUCUACAGCGAGAGGAAAGGCUUCGACGGAGUCUGUACCGCAAACGUGGGCUGAAAGAGUGGUUUUGCGACAAGCUUCUGGAUUCAUCUGAGGAAUCUAGUUCAUCUGAGGAAAGAGGCAAGUGGGGGGUAAGGAACAAGCUCUGGAAAACGCUCUGCAUUCCCGGUCCAGUCAGUUCAUCCAGCUCUUCAUCCGAAGAAUGGCGCCCGCCAAAUCAUGGGUAAAGACUGCCUAUGUGGAUGACGUCAAGAUGUGUUCAUCCAAUCCUUGGGCUACCUAAAGAUGACACAGAAUGGUUACUGUAGCAUUCAAACCGUAAAUGUGGAAACCGCUGAAGUUUACUAGGGAAGUCAUUAGGUUCUCUCUGAUACGGCCAUUUUGAUGUGAUUAAAUGGAUGAUCCCCGGAAUCAUUAAUUUUCGACUAGUUUUAACAAUAAUGUAAAUCGAAUAAACUAACAGCAAAAUAAAGAAAUGUAUGCCAUAAGUUUCGGAAACGAAAAAGAUAAAACGUAAUGUUAUAGAAUGCCAACGUAUAUUUCCAGACCAAAAAAGAUACGAGUAUGAACGAAAAAUCUUUCAGAUGAAGAAUCUUUUGAGCAGUAUACAUUUAUACAACUAGUAUAUUAUGUCAUUUGAUAAGCCUUCCUUACAACUUAGAUUUUAUGAUAAAUGUAAGUUUUGUCUAUUUUUUUUUCACUUCGCACGCUCGCAUCAGUUCUUGGUUUCGUAGAAGAUGUCAUUCAUAUAUUAUCAAAUCUACAUGAACUAUGAGUAAACGAUUCUUAAAUGUUUAGACAAUGACAGUCAUUAGUGAAGGCGUUAAGUGCUUGUGUUUCACGUAAACGGAACAUCGUGAUAUAGAAAUGCAGGCAAAUGAGUUUAUUUUGUAAUAAAGCUCUGACUUA